UACAUCAACAGACGCAGCCCCCGAGUGACCACUACAUCGUAUCUGUCAGAAUUCCGCAAGAGCGAAAAGCGAAGAGACAGCCUUCUUCGCAGCGACAAGGGCGAUCUCGGCCGCCACGAUGGGGUAUCUAACUCUGUUGUGGUGACGUGGCAGGUGACGUUUGAGCAGAUCAGGCAGGAGCAACCGCGCGCUGCCAACCUCCUGUCGCUGAUGAGCCAAUUCCAGGCUCAGAAUAUACCCGAGAGCAUGCUGCACAGCUAUGGUGAUGACGAUGUUACGGCCGACGAUCAAAGUGAUCGAGACGACUGGAACGCCGAGAACGUAAGCGAUGAAGAGAGUGAACGAGGAGACUUCGAGAACGACAUGGACACACUGCGAGGCUACUCCCUCGUUACCCUUUCGACUGCGGGGCUUUGUGAGAUGCAUUCUCUGGUCCAGUUCUGCACUCGCUCGUGGAUUUUGGAAUCUGGGGACCCGGCACGAUGGCGUCGACUCUUCAUGAAGCUGGCGGCAGACCAUUUCCCAUCCGGCGCCUUCGAGACGUGGGGUUCAUGUCAAAGCCUUCUUCCUCAUGUUGAAUCCGUACUGAGCGGAAAGCCAAGGGGGCAGAGUGACGUCCUAGACUGGACUGAAUUACUGACAAAUGUGUCUCAGUACAUGCUCAUGAUUGGCGAAUAUUCACGAGCAGAGGUAUUGGGGGAAGAGGCCGCUCAGACAAGGAAGAAUAUCCUGGGGCCCGACCAUCCCGACACGCUGACCAGCAUGGCCAACCUAGCGUCGACGUACUGCAACCAGGACCGGUGGGAUGAGGCCGAGAAGCUGGAGGUGGAGGUGAUGGAGACUCGCAAGGCGAAGCUCGGGGCCGACCACCCAGACACGCUGAACAGCAUGGGCAACCUAGCGUUCACUUGGCACAGUCAAGGCCGACAAAAAGACGCUCUUGCUCUGAUGCAAGACUGCGUUCAUCUCCGACAGAAGAAGCUGGGUCACACCCAUCCGGACACUCAGUCAUCA
Molecule: messenger RNA, 1014 nt
Organism: Microdochium trichocladiopsis
Lineage: Eukaryota; Fungi; Ascomycota; Sordariomycetes; Xylariales; Microdochiaceae
Exons: 1
Molecular function (GO): protein binding
Source: RefSeq, a predicted model, not a curated record